Messenger RNA from Rhipicephalus sanguineus (brown dog tick), 861 nucleotides. RefSeq lists its product as uncharacterized. The record is from RefSeq and is a predicted model, not a curated record. Bases 9 to 497 code for a protein of 162 amino acids. The transcript has 3 exons. NCBI's taxonomy places the organism in Eukaryota, Metazoa, Arthropoda, Arachnida, Ixodida, Ixodidae.
UGGGACAAAUGAGCACACAGCCGUGGACCAUUAACGUCACUUUACUCAUUUCGGUUUCUCUGUGCACACGCGUAUACAUGCCGGCGCAAACGUUGACGCCUAGUAAGGAACUGGACUCAAAGUGUGUCGAUCACCUGCGCCGGCCCAACACUACCGCCGCGUUCUGCAAUGACCCAAUGUCGCUGUAUUCGAGCGCCAAAGUUAUCAAACCAGGCCACUACACGGGCAUCUCGAUUACUCCGGGUACCCCGCAGCUGGUGUCGACGUAUGAGACGAACGAAACAGUCAGUGAAAAGUACUGUAUGCUCCGGCAGCAAUUCACCACAAUGCCAUUGGGAUUGGCACUCUUCGACAUUGAGUGUGAGGAUUGGGAGAGAAAGUGCUCCGUGACGAGCAGUCCCAUCGCGGGCAAGGACAGGUUCACCGACAUCGUCAACUACUUCAGAAGAGUGUCCAAGCAGGAUCCCGCCUCACUACCCUGCAAACUAACGCCAUAAGACCCGUGCUAAAAGGGCACCUCGUUUCUCAAUAGCUUUGUCGAGGAACUAUUUGUUUGUCGCUAUGUGCUCUGAAGCAUUAUUUUGGACGCCCCUCGCACGUCGGAGGAUGUCAUGGUUUGAGGGGUCGGAGGCCCAGCCUUUGGCGUGUACAUUUGAGUGUACGCUAAACGACUUCCAAGCAGAAGCAAACCGUACAUUUGUUUCACGUUUCCCGAAAAUAAGUUGUUGAGCCUUUAACAAAGUAUGCGAAAUAAUAAUACACUUAUUUUCGGUGUGCAAGAACAUUUGUUUUCCUGCCUCCCUGCUUUGUUUUUGUACUUGUGAUUCUUGGUCUUGUCCUCGCGUUCGUUAUGAUGCUGAC